Anopheles marshallii is the source of this 5064-nucleotide messenger RNA. RefSeq names its product rap guanine nucleotide exchange factor 2 (gene PDZ-GEF). The transcript is spliced from 5 exons. Gene Ontology annotation, cellular component: plasma membrane; apical plasma membrane. Bases 1 to 5064 code for a protein of 1687 amino acids. Gene Ontology annotation, biological process: Ras protein signal transduction; positive regulation of GTPase activity. The record is from RefSeq and is a predicted model, not a curated record. Lineage: Eukaryota; Metazoa; Arthropoda; Insecta; Diptera; Culicidae. Gene Ontology annotation, molecular function: guanyl-nucleotide exchange factor activity; protein binding.
AUGACCGAUAGAAAAUUGCCAAUUAGCCCAUCGGAACAGGCCACGGCCAACCACAGCCCGCUCCUGCACCACCAGCAUCAUCACCAACAGCAGCAUCUUCAUCAACAGCAGCAACAGCAUCCUGCACACAGCAAUCAUCAUCUGCAGCAGCAACACCUGAGGCGUGUUGCAGGUGAGCAGCCCCAGCAUCACGGCAUUGCAAUCACGGCCGGCAUUGGCGAAACGCUUGCUGGUGGCGCUGGUGAGGGGCCAGUUGCUGGAGGUGGCAGUGGCCCAGUUCCGACCGUUGCACCGGCACCACCCCCCAGAGGUACGUCAUCGUUGAGUUCUGGCCAUCAUCUGCAGGCCGGUGCCGCCGUCGUCGCGCUGGCGAGCGUCAACAGUAGCACCGGCAACAGUCUGGGUGGUGGUGGUGGAGUCAUCGGGAGCAAUCAUGCAACCGGCCCGACCAGCACGACGGCCACCAGCAACAGCACCAAGCACGCGAACAUGCAUCGUCUGAAGCACACUAGCUCGCUAACUACUAGCAUCUAUCCAGAGCUUUAUGACAAAGGCAAUCGAUUAUCUCAUUCAAGUGAUACCAGCCAGGCUGACACCAUGACUUCUGUAACGAGCUCCUCGCUGGAUUCGGAUGAGGUAGAUCUCUCCGGUUUGGUGGAAUCGGUAGUCGAUUCCGACGAAGAAGACAUUGCUGAAAGUAUAGAUAGUUUAAGCGUUCGGGAUACGGUACGUGAAUGUUUGGAAAAGGAUCCCAGCGACCGAACGGUGGAAGACAUAGAGAUAUUGCUCGAGUUUACACAAAAGCUGAAAGCGUUCACAAACAUGACUUUCGCGGUACGCCGGGCGCUCUGUUCGGUGAUGGUGUUCGCGGUGGUGGAGAAAGCCGGUACGGUCGUGAUGAACGAUGGCGAAGAGCUGGACUCUUGGAGUGUACUAAUCAAUGGACAUGUGGAGAUCGAGCAUAGUACGGGCGAGGUGGAAUAUCUGCACUAUGGUGACAGUUUCGGCAUUAUGCCGACGAUGGACAAACUGUACCAUCGGGGCGUAAUGCGUACCAAGUGCGAUGACUGCCAGUUCGUGUGCAUCACACAGACGGAUUACUAUCGGAUACAGCACCAGGGCGAAGACAACAUACGCAAGAUCGAGGAAGACGGCCAGGUGGUGAUGGUGACAGAGCUACGCAACACCACCGGAGAGAACGGUUCGCGCAAGGGUUAUGUCGUUAUACGCGGUACGGUGGAGCGGCUGAUGCAUCAGCUAGUAGAGGACACGACCCUGACGGACCCGAACUAUGUGGAAGACUUCCUGCUCACAUUCCGUACAUUUAUCAGCAAUCCGAUUGACAUUUCGAAGCAGCUGCUGAAAUGGUUCAACGUCGACAAUAGUGGUGAGGAGAGUGGAGGAGCUUCUAGUGACCUCGUCGACGGCGCAGCAGCAUUAAUUUCACAUCACUUUUCCUCAUCGCCAGGGGAUAGCGUGCUGUGUGAUCGGGUGACGCGCGUUGUUCUACUAUGGGUAAACAAUCACUUCACGGAUUUCGACACCGAUCCGCAGAUGAUGGAAUUCUUGGAAAUCUUUGAAUCCGCACUGGUGAAAAAGAACAUGGGAGAGCAGCGACAAAUGUUGCACGUGUACGCGCAGCAUAAUGCUCGAGAAAGGAACGUUACCCUGGCGCGUAGUUCCCGGGACGAAGAUCUAAACUUCCAGAUUUCCAGUGGCCCUGGCGGAAUCUUUAUAACGCUGGUCGAACCGAAAACGAAAGCAUACGAAGUGGGACUGAAACGAGGCGAUCAGAUACUGGAGGUAAAUGGGCAGAGCUUCGAGCAUGUGACGUGCGUGCGAGCAUUGGAAAUUCUAAUGGGCACUACACAUCUUAGUAUUACCGUCAAGAGCAAUCUGUGGGCAUUGAAGGGUAUGCAUUCGAAUGCGGACGGUGAUUCGGGAAAGAUGAAGCUAGAUCUAAAGAAAGGCCUGCGCGUGGAUCUGCUGCAAUCUCAAAAAUCUCUCGAUCUGGUGGACAAAGUCGGUGGGUUGUUGCCUACGCCCCAGUUUCUUAUGCCACUUCCGGUGCGAGACAUCGAGUACGGGAGAAAGGAUUCUGGCGUAUCAACGCCGUCCUCGUCCUCGCAGAUCAACAACAACAAGGGUGGCAGUUUCAUGACGCUCGGUGGUAAGAAGCGCAUCCAAAAGGCAUUGAUCAAGAUGAACCUACUGCCAAAGAAUAGCGUCUUCCAGGAUGACAAUAUUAACAACAAUAAUAACAGCAGCAGUAACAACAGUAGUAACAGUAGUAGCAGCACCAACAACGGUAACAGUAACAAUGGAAGCAACUACGAGGGAGGCAGCGAUCGGUCGUCGGGCAUAAGCGUGAACUUUUCGUCACAGGCUUCGUCCAUAUCGACCUCCUCGAUAACGACGGCGGACUCGGACGAAACGCCACCGACCUCCACCUACCAGAGCAAUCCGGAUUUGCGAGAAAACCACUGCACACCGGCAAAGGCUCAGUCGACGGAGGCGAUUAUCCCGACGAAGACGAGCAGUACGUACCUGGAGGAGCAGCGUGUAAGCGAUUUUCCCGAGCACAUCCUGAAGGUGUACAAGUCGGACCAAACGUGCAAGUACCUGCUGGUGCACAAAGAAACGACCGCACACGAGGUGGUGAUGUUGGCGCUGCAGGAGUUCGGUAUACACGAUCCAAGUUCGAACUUUUCGCUGUGCGAGGUGAGUGUCGGCGAGGGUGGUAUGAUCAAGCAGCGUCGUUUGCCGGACCAACUGCAGAAUCUUGCCGAACGUAUUGGGCUUAGUUCGAGGUAUUAUUUGAAAACGAACGGCAUCACCGAGACGCUUGUACCGGACGAUGUAGCGCCAGAGCUAAUACGCGAGAGUGCCGUGCACUUUUUGCAGCUGAACGCAAACGAGCUGGCAAUACAGUUGACGCUGCAGGACUUUGCCAUCUUCCGUCAGAUCGAAUCGACGGAAUACAUCGACGAUCUGUUUAAUCUGAAGAGCCGAUACGGGAAGCCGAUGUUGGUGAGGUUCGCCGAGCUGGUCAAUAGGGAAAUGUUCUGGGUGGUGACGGAAGUCUGUAGCGAACACAACAUGAUGCGCCGUUGCAAGAUCAUCAAACAGUUCAUCAAGAUUGCCCGCCACUGUAAGGAGUGUAAGAAUUUCAACAGCUUGUUUGCGAUCAUCAGCGGUCUCGGGCACGCCGCUGUGAGCCGGUUGAGACAGACGUGGGAAAAGCUACCGUCAAAGUAUCAAAAGCUGUUUAACGAUCUGCAGGACUUGAUGGAUCCGUCGCGAAACAUGUCCAAGUACCGGCAGCUGAUACAAACUGAGCUGAACGCGCAACAGCCCGUCAUUCCGUUCUACCCGGUGGUGAAGAAGGAUCUCACCUUCAUACAUCUCGGCAAUGACACGAAGAUCGACAGUUUGAUCAACUUCGAGAAGUUGCGCAUGAUUUCGAAGGAAAUUCGUACGCUGCUGCACAUGUGCAACUCGCCGUACGACAUACUGACAAUGCUGGAGUACAAAUGUCAGCCUCCCAGCUCGGCCAUGCUUGCGCUCAAUCAGAUGUCGGUACCGUCCGGUAGCAGUAAUCUCAUGCUCGUCACGCACGCUCCGCCACCACAAUCGAUCACAUCGGGUGUAUCAGCAUUCGCGCACAGUCAGACGGUAAAGCGAAGAAAGAAAUCGACCGCGGCCCCGAACCCGAAGAAAAUGUUCGAAGAAGCGCAGAUGGUGCGGCGAGUGAAGGCGUACCUGAACAAUAUGAAAGUCAUCACGGACGAGGAUGAGCUGCAUCGAUUGUCGCUGGAGUGUGAAGCACAGGGUGGCACCACACCGAACACAGUGCAGGUUCGCAAACGGUACCCAUCUCCGACACUCUCCACAACAUCGAGCACCAGUUCGACCAGCGAAGGCAAAAAGGGAGCACUCGGGCUGGGCAUGAGCAGCUUAUCGAUCGGCAGUGCAAGCAGUGGCAAUAGUGGAGCACCGAAGUUUGGUGCCGCAUCGCCACAAGCCGUCAAAAAGCUGCUGUCACUGUCGGAGCAAACGAAAACACGGCCACACCAACCGAGACAUCCUUCGGCGGGUUCGAUCUUACCGCCACCGCUAAACAACAUCCACCAUCAUCAUCACCCGCAUCAUCAUGGUGCAAUGUCGGGUCACCUGAACAGUACGCUCUCUCACUUCCAUCACGCCCAUCCGCCCACGAACUAUCUGCAUCAUGGGACGGGCAUAACGAUCAGUCCCUCGCAGUCUCCAGCGCACUGUUGCGUAGGUGCUACAGCAACCGGAACCGGAGCCGGCAGUGUUUCAACAAGUGCGGGCGUGAUGGGACCUCCGCAAUAUCCUCCGCCAUCGGCACACGCAGCCGGAGGUUAUGCGACCGGUGCCGGUACAACUGCCGGCGGUGUCCAUUUGGCAGGCAUGCUGCCGAAUCCACCAAACUAUAGCGCCACCAUGUCGAUGUAUGCGAACGGCCGGCCAGUACUGGCCAGCAGGAUACUGGAAAGUUCUGUCGAUGCACCUAGUCAAAUACCACCACCGAUGGAACUCCCGCCAGAGAGUAGCUCCUUCCGAAGUCCACCGAACUAUGCUCAAACGGCACAUCGAAGAAUUGCCAGCAGUAAUAGUACAACCAUUCCACCGCCCUACCCAACUCCCCACCAAAACUUUGGCAACUCGUCGCGUAUCAUUUCGGCCGUAGGCAUUUCGCCGAUCGCACCGAACUUUGUCGCACCGGCCGUAAAUGCGUUAUCACCCAUGUACACCGGAAACAGUGGUGGUGGUGGUGGUGGUGGAGGCGGAGGUGGCGGGACAUCAGUGAGUUCCUCUGGUGGUGUGUGUCCAAACUUACCACCAGCAAUACCGGCACGAUUGCACGAAACCAUCGAUUCAGCACCACCUCCAUUGCCGCCGCCAAGUAUAGACCUGUCGGCAGAAAGCAGUUCCGUAACCGUGCUGAGCAGUGCCGCUUCCGGUGAUGUCAAACAGAACGAUGAAACGUGUGAGUCCGUUGAGACGGAUUGUCUGGGAACGAUUUCAACGGAUGUUUAA